AUGGAAGAAGAUGACAAUCAUGCUCUGCUACAGACACUGAACUCAUUUUGGAACUAUCGUGAAUAUGCUUUGGACGAAUUUUGGCGCCCUCGGAUGAGGAGAUGGAGGGGCCUCAGUGAACAUCAGAAAAGGAUGAUUCCUUGGUAUGAAAGGUACUUGCAACAGGUGCACGAUGCGAUAUUGGCGAAUUCGCAGUUCUACCACAGCCUGGUAGCACACUCGGUCGACGCAUGGGAGGUGGACAAAGCCCCUGAUGAAUGGCCCAUUCCGACUAUUGCAGACAUGCAGAAGACGGUAUUGAUUUUCACCCAACUGGUGCGCGAGUGGAGUGUUGAGUGCAACGACGAGCGGUCUGUGCUACUGAGCAGGAUGGCCGCUUUUAUGGACGAGGCCUAUCCUCGCGAACGCGACCAGGUCAGCAUCCUUGUCCCUGGGGCAGGCCUCGGCCGGGUGGUGGUGGAUCUCGUGAGGAUGGGGUUUAGAACGGAGGGCAAUGAGCUGUCGUACCACAUGUUGCUCGUGUCUCGAUAUUUGCUGAACGGUAGCAUUUCCUGUUUCCAGCACCAGCUUUAUCCGUUUGUGCACUCGUUUUCUAACCAGACCAGCCGGCAGUCACAAUUGAGAGCAGUGCAAGUGCCAGACAUGACGAUAUACAUGGAGGUUGGCAACGAUUGCCUGAUGUCCAUGUCUGCCGGCUCAUUUGUAGACCUCUACGGGCCGAAUCUGAACAUCCGGCAGUCUGGGUACUACUCGAACGACCCCCGGAUGCGCAAUAUCCGGGCAGAAGCUGCCAGCUCGAAGCAUGUGGUAGUUACGAAUUUUUUCAUUGACACGGGCAUGAAUGUGCUAGACUACAUGGAGACGAUCCAACAUGUCUUGAAGCCUGGCGGCCAUUGGGUCAACUUUGGGCCACUGCUCUACCACUUCGAGACCGACCACCAUUGCGAGGAGACCGCGAACUUUGACCCCCUGACGGGGGUCGUCUCGGACGUCAGAGAAGAACCUGUCAAAGGCCUGGAGCUAAGUCAGGAAGACAUAUUAAGCACAGCUACUUCUGUAUUUGGAUUUAAGCUCUUACGACACGAGAAAAACAUAAAGUGUGGGUACGGGAGCAACAACGCAGAGAUGACCAUGCUAAAAUACACAUGCAAUUUCUGGGUUUUGCAGAAAUGUACGACGGUAGGCCAAUAG
This is a messenger RNA of Eremothecium gossypii ATCC 10895, 1191 nucleotides long. Its product is annotated as S-adenosylmethionine-dependent methyltransferase. NCBI's taxonomy places the organism in Eukaryota, Fungi, Ascomycota, Saccharomycetes, Saccharomycetales, Saccharomycetaceae. The transcript has a single exon. Gene Ontology annotation, molecular function: S-adenosylmethionine-dependent methyltransferase activity. Bases 1 to 1191 code for a protein of 396 amino acids. The record is from RefSeq and is marked provisional.